AUGUCCAUCGCCUCUGCCACCCUCAGCAUCCCCACCCCGUUCAACGAGCCCCUGGAGACGCUCCUUGUUCAUGGGACGGCAGUCAACGUCAUGACCCUCGUUGGGUUUACCGCCCUACUCUAUGACCAUUUUAUCACGUUCACCGAUGAGAUUCAUUUGAUUUGGCGCGCCCGCAAGGGUAUCGUCUCUACAAUAUUUCUCCUUAAUCGCUACAUUGUACCGAUGAUGUUGGCUCUGGAUAUCUUUGAGACAUUUGGAGACGUUUCUCAUCUGCUGACGUUCUGCAAAGUCUGGACGGUGAUUCAAAGUUACCUGACGAUCACAUCUUUCAUCUCUGUUCACGCAAUCGUUGCCUGGAGAGUGUACGCCAUCUACAAUGGUCACCAGUGGAUCUUACGACUACUGUGGAUUGUGGGGUCCCUCAACUUCCUGGUCUCUGCGGCCAUCACUACAGCCUCUUUGAUACCCAUCAUUUCAACCCUUCAGCCUUACCACCACGCUUGUGUCGGUAGUGUUCCGGAUUACAUCUGGUCCAUAUGGCUUCCAAGCGUCGUCUUCGAGACACUCCUCUUUGGACUCACUGUUGUUGCAAUGCAUGUUGUACUUCGUUGCUGUAACAUUCUGCUCCCUCUUUCGCUCAUGGUCUGGGCCUUGGCCGGCCCGGAUCUACUUGGCCUCGCUCGCUACUUCGCCCUGGCGAUGGUCAACAUCGCAGGGUCUCGGCUCAUCCUCAACUUGAAGGCCUACGCCGACGCCCGUCAAGGCGGAGACUCCGACCUUGACUGGGACGUGGUUCCUCCCAUCAACGGCAUUGCCUACCCUCCCAAGUCUUCUGCGUGCCCGGUCCUCCAUCACCCAUCACCCCUCGCCAGCAGUACAGUCCUGAAACGGACGCCCCAUACCUCACUGCGCUCCCAGCACGCGCUCGAAGGACACGAGGCCCGCUCGGGUCGCGAGGCAUUGGCAUGGACUCGGACGUGA
This is a messenger RNA of Epithele typhae, 981 nucleotides long. RefSeq lists its product as uncharacterized. NCBI's taxonomy places the organism in Eukaryota, Fungi, Basidiomycota, Agaricomycetes, Polyporales, Epitheliaceae. The transcript is spliced from 14 exons. The coding region runs from base 1 to 981 and encodes 326 amino acids. The record is from RefSeq and is a predicted model, not a curated record.